UUUGGGUUCUUUUAUAUUACGUGGUGCAUUGACUCCAUUAAGCUCGCUUUCUCUCACUUUCCCGAGAAUUUUCGGUUACGGAAAAUGAAAAUUGUGAAAAAACCGUGAAUUUUUUUCUUUCUCUGGGUGAGGUGGUGGAGAUCAGUUUUGUGCCUGUGGUGUAAUGAGGAGCUCGUUUUUGUUGGUUUGUUUAAGUUCUGUUUGGUUGCUGAGAAAAUUAAGUGCAAAGGAGAGGAAUUGAGACGCUUUUUUUUCGUUGUUGUGUGGUUUUAGUAGAGGACGAGUUUCAGCUUUUGAAUCGUUGAAAGGCCGGAAAGAAAUCGGCUUUUGUUGAUGGCUUGAUUAUAUUUCUGGAUGAAUGUAUUGGCUUGGAUUUUGUAGGAAGAUCAGGUUUAUUGCUUAUAUUACAUGUGUGAGAGCUUAGUAGUGGAGAUUGAGAAUGAGUUGGAACCCACAUAUGGAAGUUCAUUAUGUGAACACCAGCUAUCCUUAUAGUACAGCUGGAAGCUUUAUGGAGUACUUUGAAGGACUUACGUAUGAUCAUGUGAAUUUCAUAUUUUCUGGUGCUUCACAUGCUCAGGAGAGCGUGUACCCACAAAUGAAUACGAGUUUUUACAAGUUUGGAUUUUCUGAACCUGGGAACACUUCUUAUUAUGAUCAUGGUCAUACCUAUGCGGUGAAUGAUCACGAACCUAGAAUUGAUGAGUACAGAAGACCUUUUGAGAACUCUUCGACAAUGGUUAAUGAACAGGCUGCUGCAGCACAGACAGAAUGGGAAGGAAAUGCAGCCACUAGUACUACUACGCAUGACAACCCUAUAGAAUGCCCACGGAGACAUCAUAAUUCUCAUGAUUAUCAGGUCAUUUGGCAAGACAACAUUGAUCCUGAUAACAUGACCUACGAGGAAUUACUUGAAUUAGGUGAGGCAGUAGGAACUCAAAAUAGAGGUCUUUCUCAAGAACAGAUUUCUUUGCUUCCAAUCUCAAAGUACAAGUGUGGUUUUUUCUCAAGAAAGAAGUCACGAGAUGAGAGAUGUGUGAUUUGCCAGAUGGAAUAUAAACGAGGUGACCGACGGAUCACACUACCAUGCAAGCAUGCCUACCAUGCUAGUUGUGGGACCAAAUGGCUUAGCAUCAAUAAGGCUUGUCCCAUAUGUUACACUGAGGUGUUUGCUGAUGCUUCAAAAGAUUCGAAACAGUAAGGAAUAAUCACUAAGAAGAGAAGUGUCAUACCUUUUUUCUUUGUUUCUCAAGUUCAUUAUUUUUCUUCCACACAAAGUUGUUUGUUUCACUCUCCCACUUGCUUAUGUUAAAAAAAAAAAAAAAAAAAAAUCACUUCCUUUAGUAAAGAACCAUUUUAUUAGCUUCUACAAUAAGGGAAUUCAGACUAUACAUGAUUGGAUGUGUUAGUAAGGUAGGAGAUUGCAGCAAGUUUGUAUGAUUCAUCAUAUUCUAUCUUCUUUACUUUUCCAAGCAAGAUUUUAUUUUUCUCUA
Messenger RNA from Quercus robur (English oak), 1493 nucleotides. RefSeq names its product E3 ubiquitin-protein ligase BIG BROTHER-like. Lineage: Eukaryota; Viridiplantae; Streptophyta; Magnoliopsida; Fagales; Fagaceae. The record is from RefSeq and is a predicted model, not a curated record. Gene Ontology annotation, molecular function: ubiquitin-protein transferase activity; ubiquitin conjugating enzyme binding. The coding region runs from base 440 to 1201 and encodes 253 amino acids. Gene Ontology annotation, biological process: protein ubiquitination; negative regulation of organ growth. The transcript has 9 exons.